Molecule: messenger RNA, 873 nt
Organism: Penicillium olsonii
Lineage: Eukaryota; Fungi; Ascomycota; Eurotiomycetes; Eurotiales; Aspergillaceae
Source: the annotation of a GenBank genome assembly
AUGGCCUACGGCUGUAAGGAGCACCAAGCAAUGGCACUCUCCCAACCCUCGACCUGGCACAUCGACAUCGACUACUACCUCGAUCGAAUAGUCCCCACACCACGAUGGCAUCUCAUCCCCAAACCCAUUGCCCAUAUGCUCGGGCACCGGGAGAGCCCACCCAAACCGCUCGGGAACAUCCUCAUCGCAUGCUGGUCAUUAGUAGGAGCAUUCUGCGGGGUUGCGCUAGUGGCCUCAGUAUCGAAAAGAGUACCGUCAUUUGAAGCGCGAGAUGCGCCUGCCAUCAUCGGCAGUUUUGGUGCAGCAGCCGUUAUAGAAUUCUGUGCGAUUGACUCACCAUUUGCGCAGCCACGCAACGCACUCCUCAGCCAGAUGAUUGCGUGUGGGAUUGGCGUUGGAAUCGCGAAACUGUUUGCCCUCAAUCCGGCCGCAGAGGCGUAUACCGAGCUCGGCGGCGCGCUGGCAUGUGCGCUGACAACGGCGGUCAUGUUGUUGACGAAUACCGUGCACCCGCCGGCGGGUGCGACUGCGCUGCUGGCUGUGACGAAUGCGCAGACCGCGGCAUUGGGCUGGUUCCUUUUCCCGAUCAUGUUGCUUGGGGUGGUGCUCAUGCUUGCUGCGGCGGUGGUGAUUAAUAAUGUUCAACGGAGGUAUCCGUUGUAUUGGUGGACUUCGACACCGCUAUCUCUGCAUCGGGGGGAUUUGGAAAAGAGGCAGAAGGAGGAAAUGAGUGUGCCCAGUCACUAUGAGGAUAGUUUGACAGAUGUGCCGAGGCGGUUGGUCCUUGAGCGGGGAGAUAUUCUGGUCCCUGAUGGGGUUUUCCUCUCUGCUGAGGAGAAGGAGGUCUUGGAGAAGAUCAGUGAGAGGAUCUGA